Messenger RNA from Cornus florida, 1290 nucleotides. Its product is annotated as protein PHOSPHATE-INDUCED 1-like. Bases 209 to 1168 code for a protein of 319 amino acids. NCBI's taxonomy places the organism in Eukaryota, Viridiplantae, Streptophyta, Magnoliopsida, Cornales, Cornaceae. The record is from RefSeq and is a predicted model, not a curated record. The transcript has a single exon.
UGCAAUGCUUUUGACGAGAUGUUUAUUUCUAAGCAAGUUCGCCAACUCUGCAUAUAUUAUAUAUAUAGAGACCGAGAUCUAUGUUAUAUAUAUAGCCCAUUGCACACACAACUUUGUAUCACACAUAUUAGAAUCUCAAGUCAUCUCAUCUUCUUUAUCAGUUUAUCUCCAUUCUCUCUAUCUAGACAUCCUCUGUCUUGGUUUGUAAAUGGCUUCCAUGGCAUCUACCCAUUUCACUCUAACCCUUUUCUUGCUAGUCUCUCUUUUCAACAUUUCAUUUGCUGCGAGAAAACUCAGUGAGUUGGUCCAAGACCAGACUCAGCUCCUGCAAUACCACAAAGGCCCUCUUCUUUAUGGUAAAAUCUCAGUCAACCUCAUCUGGUAUGGCAAGUUCAAGCCUUCCCAAAAAGCCAUUGUCUCCGAUUUCAUCACCUCACUGUCAUCCUCAUCGCCACAGAGCCAACCAUCAGUUGCCACGUGGUGGAAGACCACCGAGAAAUACUACCACCUGGUUGAUUCUAAGAAACCCUCCUCGCUCUCACUCUCUCUGGGAAAACAAGUGGUCGACGGGAGCUAUUCUCUAGGGAAGUCGCUCACACAGAAACAGGUCGUGCACUUGGCAUCGAAGGGUGAUCAAAGGAACGCCAUCAACGUUGUGUUGACCGCGUCUGAUGUGACCGUUGAUGGGUUUUGUUCAAGCAGGUGUGGGACCCAUGGGUCUGCUAAGAGUAGUACAACUGCCCAGGUUAAGGGCAAGAAUUACAAGUUUGCCUACAUCUGGGUCGGUAACUCGGAGACUCAGUGCCCGGGUCAAUGCGCUUGGCCUUUCCACCAACCCAUCUACGGACCACAGAGCCCACCCUUGGUUGCACCCAACAACGAUGUGGGUAUGGACGGGAUGAUCAUAAACCUGGCUAGCCUAUUGGCUGGGACGGCGACGAACCCAUUCGGAAAUGGCUACUACCAGGGCUCAGCGGGUGCGCCACUAGAGGCUGCGUCGGCUUGUCCUGGGGUCUAUGCGAAAGGGGCCUACCCGGGCUAUGCUGGAGACUUGUUGGUGGACCCAACGACUGGUGCGAGCUACAAUGCGCAUGGUGCGAAUGGGAGGAAGUACUUGGUUCCUGCUUUGUAUGAUCCUUCAACGUCGUCGUGUUCGACUCUUGUUUGAAACGGGUGGCAAAAAGUAGUAGCUAGUGGCUAGAUGAACUUAUAGAGAAAAUUCAAUUCAUUUAUUCAUUUGUUCUCUCAUACCAGAUGGCCUAAUUACAACAAUUAAUAUUAAACUUUAAA